Cherax quadricarinatus is the source of this 1931-nucleotide messenger RNA. The record is from RefSeq and is a predicted model, not a curated record. NCBI's taxonomy places the organism in Eukaryota, Metazoa, Arthropoda, Malacostraca, Decapoda, Parastacidae.
GUAUCUCAAUUAAGAAAAAUGAAUUUAAAAAUUAUUAUAAUUUGUUGUAUUUUACUAACAUGUGUCCUGCCAGUCGCUGAGACUGGUAAGAGACGCCAUCAAGGACGGUCUCGGGGCCACAGACGUAGUGACGUCCUUGUUGAAGGCAAGGACAAGAGCUCGAGCUGACCUCCAGCACACGGACUAUUAUGGCCUCCUGGAGGCUGAGAUAAUGAGACGUCAGGCAGACGGUCCUGACGUUGAAGUAACUCGUGAAGACCUUCCUGAAGGAGGUCACCCGCGAUAUGACGGUGCUGAAGGAGGUCACCCGCAACAUGACGGUGCUGAAGGAGGUCACCCGCGACAGCACGAUGCCGAGGACUUCGCUCACCCUCGACAGCACGGUGCUAAGGUCAAUCACGGCGCCCUCAAGGAUCAACUGUACAACUUGCAGGUCCUCCUUGAAGAGUCCCGGCGCCAGGAACGUCAGUCUAAAGAGGAAUACAAGGAUAUGGAGAGUAUCUCUCAGGAGUGUUCUCAUGCAGUACCCGAGGCUGCUCUGCUCUUGCAACAGGAACACAGGAAGACUGAGGAGCUGAGAGCUCUAGCUGAUGCUAAAGCUCUUGAGCUGAAAACUCUCCAAGAAACCCAUGAGAGCCUCAAACGCGAGCAUGGCAAAGCGAAUGCUCGAGUGAAGAAAUGGGACCGAAAAACCUCUAAUUUGGUAAAGGCUCGUAACGAGGUUGAAAACAAUUAUAAUAACUUACAAGAAGAGCAUGAACGGCAGCUGAAAGCUUAUCAAGAGCUCCUUCAGUCGCACAAAAAGGAAAGGAAACAGAAGAAGGAACUUAAAGAAAAGUACAAAAAACAUCUCCGUCGAAACAGAAACAUUGUCGAACACAGUGACAAACACCGAAGUUUAAACAAUGAACUGGAGGAAAAAAUUAAAGAUUUAGAAAAGAAAUUGAACGAGAAACACAGUCAGUUUGAGGCGCUCCGCGGUGAUCAUAAUGAGCUUAAAAACGAACAUCGAAAUGUUAAGCGAAUCGCAGAAGAAAGAAAGAAGGAAAAUUUCAAACUGGCUGAGCCUCGCAAUCAAGCUGUGUACAGAUAUGACGUCCUUCUCAAGGAACACAAGAAGGAGCGUAAGGUGUACGACAAGGCUUCACGUAAACACGAAACACUCAGUCAUAGUAACAAUCUAAUGGAGCAUAAUCUGGAGAACCUACAGAAAAUGUUAGAUGAGAAAGAUCGCGAGGAGAAGGAGUAUCUAGCAGUACUCAAGAGCAAGAAAGAAAAGUAUAACGAACUAGACAAAACUCGCGCUAAUCAUCACAUGCGGGAACGUCAGUGGCUUCGAGCAGUCACUAAGUUCAAGAAAGAAGCAAAUGAUCUGUAUAAUCAGCUGAAGCGUUACCGGUCGCUAACGGAGGAGAGAGAGAGAGAACUUCACAAUCACUAUAAUACACUCGCAGACAAAGAUGAGAAGAUUGGGUCCUUAACCAAAGAACUGGAAGCCGUGAGACUGUCAGUAGCUGACAGUCAGCAAGAUCAUAGCCAGUGUCAGCGGGACUCCACAUCAAUGAUUACCGUAAGUCUUCACCCCACUGACUCUUGUACCGGCGUGUUCCAGUGUGUGAACCGUUGUGUUCCAGUGGGGACCAAUGUGCUUCAGUGUGUGUGGAAGGUUGUGUCCUAGGCCUACACUGCGUGUAAAAUCUCCAUGUGUAGGCCAAUAAACCCCUGGCUGCCUUCAAGAGAGAGCUGGCAGAGAUACCUAAAGUCAGUGCCGGAUCAGCCGGGCUGUGGCUCGUACGUUGGACUGCGUGCGGCCAGCAGUAACAGCCUAGUUGAUCAGGCCCUGAUCCAUCGGGAGGCCUGGUCAUGGACCGGGCCGCGGGGGCGUUGAUCCCCGGAAUAACCUUCAGGUAGGCCUCCUCCUGUAUUUUUUU